Effrenium voratum is the source of this 933-nucleotide messenger RNA. The record is from the annotation of a GenBank genome assembly. NCBI's taxonomy places the organism in Eukaryota, Dinophyceae, Suessiales, Symbiodiniaceae.
GCCGUUCCACGCGGGAAACGUCGUCGGAAGUCUGCUGAAAGCGGCGAUGGGGCUGGCGCUGGCCUCCCACUUCGCGGAGUGCCCCUUCGGCACGCGGCUGCUGGCGGCGCUCUAUGGCCUCGGCUGUGGCGUCCCGGCCAUUCUCGCCUCUGCUGGUGUUCCGACUGGAAGGACCACCACUAACCUCUUCCUGUGCUGCACUGCCAACAUCCUGGGCCGACAGAAGCUGGCUCCCCUCUUGCUGUCGGCCUUGCAUCGGCCGCUGCAGCGGGGGGGCGAUCUGUUCAUGGCGGUCACGGAGCUGCAGAUGGCCCUCUCCUUCCUGCCGCAGGUGGAGCGGGAGCUGGGCACGCUGCGGUACCUGCUGUGGCUCUUGGCCAACACAACGGGCAUCAACGGCCUUUUUGUGCUCGCGGUGAAGCUGCUGGGCCGCUCUGGACUUUGCUCAGAGCUCCGAUCAAACCAGGGCCUCUGGAGUCUGGCGGUGGCGUGCAUGACGCGCCGCGCCUUGGAGAACCCAGAGCUGCCCUGCACCGUGAUGGGCCUGGUAGAGGUGCCUCAGAAGUGGUACCCGGUCGCCAUCGCCCUGAUGCUGUCAGUGCUCGAGGGAUCCAUUCAGUGGGAGACCUUUUGCGCAGCUCUCUUCGCCUAUCUUUGGCGCUUGCUGCACCUGGACCGGCGCUUGCUCCCGUCCCCCAGCCAAGCCGCGGCACUGGAGGACAGAGCGCCCAAGGUGCCGGGGCUUUUGAGCCUCUUGGGCGGCCACUGGGUGCGUUCCACGCGCCAUCCGCCCAACCGAGGUCAAGGCGUCAGAACCGAGAAUGCCGAAGCCCCGCGCGGCUUCCAAAUCUUCGGCGGCCGGGGCCAUCGCUUGGGGGAUUAGUCGUCAGGCUCUGCCGUGGCAAGCUACAGACGUGCCAUUGCCCGGCGGAG